AUGCAACCACCGCGGCAGAACGUCUCGAAGGAAGGCGGCGAAGUAAACAUUUAUCAAGGCGUUACACGAUCGGCGACCAGACGUAAGCGGAACUCAUUGCCGCAUCUUAGUUUGAAAAAGUCCACCUGUUGUGGAGAUGAUAUAGUGUGGAGUAGAACAUUCUUUCAGUGUAAGAGAUCAUCGAGAAAAGGUACAAAAUAA
Molecule: messenger RNA, 201 nt
Organism: Eruca vesicaria subsp. sativa (arugula)
Lineage: Eukaryota; Viridiplantae; Streptophyta; Magnoliopsida; Brassicales; Brassicaceae
Source: the annotation of a GenBank genome assembly